Gamsiella multidivaricata is the source of this 1282-nucleotide messenger RNA. RefSeq names its product transcription factor IIA, alpha/beta subunit. The record is from RefSeq and is a predicted model, not a curated record. NCBI's taxonomy places the organism in Eukaryota, Fungi, Mortierellomycota, Mortierellomycetes, Mortierellales, Mortierellaceae. Gene Ontology annotation, cellular component: transcription factor TFIIA complex. The transcript has 4 exons. Bases 156 to 1082 code for a protein of 308 amino acids. Gene Ontology annotation, biological process: transcription initiation at RNA polymerase II promoter; transcription by RNA polymerase II.
CUUCCAUCUGCUCCGUUUCUUCAUUGUCCUCUCAGCUUUAUCUUUGUUCUCAUCUCAUCUACACACGCAGCUCUUCGUCUAUUACCAUCAACCCCUCGAGCCAAACUACACACUCUACUGUGACACAGUGUGUCCACUCUCCACUCUCGUCCACCAUGGCAAACAACGCUGUGACUGCUGUGUAUAGGUUCGUCAUCGACGACGUUAUAACUAAUGUCCGACGUGAUUUUGAGGAUAUGGGUGUGGAUGAGACCAUUAUGCACGAACUUCAAAGGUCUUGGGAGACUAAGAUUGCCCAGUCCAAGGUCGUGGCCUUCCAGCCUUCGGAAUCUACUGCUCCUGCGGAGCCAUACGAAUUUGAUGAGUAUGAUCAGUCAGCAGCUGCAUCUGCCUCUGCCUCUGUCCCAGCUGUCGCCCCAGGUUUGGCCAGCUAUACCGCCCCACCUCCUCCUCCCGGUUCAUUUAACUAUCGAGUUGAGCAAACGCCAGCAGCCAACCUCGCGAACGUUGCCUCGACAACCCUGCCUGGAGACAACAGCAAUGUAGGCCGUCCUCAGCCGCAUGUCCCGCCUCGAUCUACAUCUGGCGGCAAGAACAUCUCGCUCCCAGGGGGUGGUAGAAACGGCACGACGAAUUCCACCAACAUUCCUCAGACAGAUGGAGCAGCGGAUGUGGCCGAGCUUGAAUUCAUGAGCACUACAGAGCUGGAUGCAUAUGUGGAAAAACGAUUCAUGGAGGCCAGGGAAACAGAGCAAUUGACGGGACAAGCCCCUGGGGAGAUGACCUUUACACUGACGCUCUCUGAGCGGGCUGCACGCAAGGCCAAGAGAGAUGGACUGGAGGGGUUUACGAUUGGACAGGUGGAUGGCGAUCAUGAUGAGGACGAUGAUACAGGAUUGGGAUCGGACCUGGAUGACAGCGAUGGGGAUAUGGAUGAUGAGUCCGAUAACAUUGUACUGUGCCAGUACGACAAGGUGUCGAGGACGAAGAGCAAGUGGAAGUGUGUUCUGAAGGACGGUAUUAUGCUGAUCAAUGGCCGUGACUAUUUGUUCCACAGGGCGAACGGCGAUUUCGAGUGGUGAAAGACGAAGCGAUUCUUUUGCUACUAUUACUACUAUUUUCUUUGCUUGCUUACGGACAAAAACUAUUUGAGAGAAAGAGAGUGUGUGUGAAAACUAGAUCGCCCAUUAUUGUACUAUAGCUUUCUUCAUUUUGCGAACUUUGCAAUUUAUUAAAAAAAGAUGAGUUUGUGAAUGACAUUGUCGUAGUAUUCAACUUGGUG